GGGAAGGCCUCCCAGCAUCCAUCCUUUGACGCCAAAGGUGUGUAUAAAUAUGAACCAUGCAUUGUCCGUAAAUGGCUGAGUUUAGGCCUUGCCUUGUUGAUUGGUGAACUGAAAUCCUGUCCAACAGACGGGUGCGAGUGGGAUUUCGAUUCAGCUGUGAAACAUCAGAGCAGCUAAAGCCAAAGAGGAUUUGGCUUCAUGAAGCUGAAAAUCAAGGAGUCCACUCUGAUUCCCUGAGUGAUGAUGAUUGAGAGUGUCUGCGUGGAUUGUGGAGCCCCAAAACAACGACAUCAAGGAAGGCGAUGUGGUUCACAUGACGUGCGUGGCAUCCUAUCUCCAGAGCUACCACGUCGUGGAAUGGGCGGCCGGCAGCCCUGUCCGGACUCUCAGAUGGGGUAAAGCUACCAUCACCAGCGACCCGCGGUUUGCUUUUGAAACGACCGAGAGGUUAUCAGCCCGACUGGUCGUCAUCCAGGAUUUUACCAUCACGGGCUUGGAAAAAGCUGACGCCGGCGAGUACAUGUGCAAUAUCAAGGAUGUCCAGACAAACCCAGGUAACGUUUCGGUAGCUUCUGCGAGAAUAACGCUGCAAGUGUUAUAUUUUCCCAGUGAGGCUUUCCCGGUUUGUUCCCCUGAAGGGCCCAUUUCGCUGUUUCCCGGAACGAUAUUAACCAUGCAGUGUGUCUCUGAGUACGGUAACCCUAAUAUCGAGAUGAACGUCUAUGGUGAGCCAGCCAAGCCUAUUAGUUACGUGCGGGCAACGUCGAUCUUCAACGGCACCGUUGUACGCUCUUGGCGGCUGACAGUGAACGCUUCCAAUGAUGCAGGAAGCACCUUUGUAUGCACGAUCUCAUCAACCUCGUUUCCUCAGAUGAGUCGUUCUUGUACCGUUGGGCCAAUUAGCGUGCAGGGCGGUGUGACAAGACCAAACACGGAACCCACGGCAGAACUUACAACUUCGGCAAUACGCGAGUCAGUCACCUCAGCAGGUCUGUCGACAGAAACCGUGCAAGCACCUAAUACGCCUUUUGUGACAGUUGCGGGAGCAGAAAACACAAAAACAUUACUGCAUGCGACCUCAAAUCCUACUGCCGUGACAGUCAAUGCCACGGUCUCGGGCUCAACAACCAAGGAGGUAGAACUGACCAAAGACACACCCAUCGAAUCUGUGGUUACGCCUUCUUUGUCGGGAACCAUGCCUAGCAGAACAAUCACCACGAUGACCCAUGAGCCAGUUUACAGUCUCCUGUCAACAAUCGCUAAGAUUCAUGACCCCUCUCCUUUGACCCCGUGGAUGGCCGCCUUCACUUCUUCCCUUGUCGUCGUCGUCGUCCUCGCUUUUUGUCUCAUAAAGCUGAUGAGACAGCUGAAAUCCUCCAGUAAGAAUGAACCUGAGCGGCCAUUAAGUGAACCGUACAUCGAGUUACAACCAAAAGAUGUCAAGGCACGAUAGAGUCAACAAUCGCAAACGUAGGAUAUUAGUCUUUUUUGUCUCCCCUGACAAUACAGAAAGAAAAAGUUUCUUUUUUCGUCUUUCCUGUUGCCAUCAAAAAUAUAUUAGUUACUAAACAAAUGUAGCAUCUUUUAUCGAAAAUUAUCUGUCUUCUUGUUAAUAUCAUGUUAAACAUAUGUAAUUCGUCAUAAUUCUUGAGGUGGUAUGGCGUUGCUUAUGUCGUUCUAGUUUUGUGGUGUUUUUCAUCUUGUUUUGAUAUUUUAUGGAGUUUGUUAAUGAAGGUGAGUGGUAAGUAAAUUUUCAUUUUGGGGUAGGGAAGGCUUAUAUUUCAUUCCUGUACCUCAGCUGGUAUUUAUGUUGUGUUAAUAAUUCAAAGCUUAGCAUGCCGUGGUGCCUAGACGUGCCAAGACUUGUUGACGUGCUUAUAACUUUAAAUACAAAGACACCUUUGGGUUUGAAGAACAAGACACCAAAACACGUUUAUCUCGCGGUAACGCUCUUUCAACAACGAAACAGGUUCACUUCAAAAGAGGUGGUUGAAUUUUAAAUAGUUACAUACACUUGUUAACGCAAUGACGCCUUCUUAAUGGACAUUGGUUUGUACAGUGCUGAUUGAGGAAGUGUCCAAAUCAAUUAGCUUUCCGCCCUGAGUUGACGGGCACCCUCAUAGGCGGAAGUAAGACAGUCCGGUACGAAGUUUUCCAGCUGGGUUCUUGCCCGCGUUUGGCGUUCACGCAAAGUCCAUGCAUUCCAGGAAAUAAACUCGUUGCCCUUUUUUUUAUCGUGCCCUGCGUCAAACGCGCUUAAACUUGCGCGCCUAUGCGGUGAUUCCGUACCAAAGGACUGUCAAUAUUGCAUUUAGAUAAAAGUACGCCACUUGUUUUUCCUGCUGGGAAAGGAUAGGCCGACAGUUACAUGUGUGUGUACAGACGUUAGCUCCAGCCCCUUGUCAUUAGCUAGCCCGAGCGCUUAUGUUAUAGCCUAUCGAACCACAGUCGCAACUUUUGGUACAACGCCUCAGAUAAUGGCCUAAAGAUGUCAAACGGAGAUAUGACUCAGAGUGAGAACGGUCAGUUACCGGCUGCGCUUCUUUUUUUUUGAACAAACUGGUGUUAUACUGUUAUCACGAGAUGAAUGCUCAUCAUUUCUGAAAUCAUUGUGGGGUUGAUCCCCACCAGCGUGAGGAUCAUUUCGAUUGGUUCUACGUGUAUAUGAUCAGGUGAUCAUUGCCACCUCAGUCUGUGUUACUGCCACCGGAUCCUCAGAUUCGGUUGAAUAUUGUGCGCAUAUCUGGUCACUGGUUGACUGAUUCGAAUUUAGGAUUCAAAAUGUAACAGAUCAGUUUAAAUUGAAUUUGACAGGAGGUCAAAUCUCUAAAGGAAGCAAACUAAUCUGACUCAGGUUGAUUUAUUCUAACAAUGACCCUCGGGGUAAUUUUUGAAAGAUUUUGAGAAAGAUUUGUGACAACACGCAUGGAAUGAUUAACUACUAAAUUUACUAUGAGCAUUACUACUGAUUUGUUUAUUGGAAACAACAUUCAAUCGAUUGGGAUAAAUACUGAUAAAGACUGAUGUUAUGUGACCCACUCUUUUAAAAAGAGCAACGACAAGUUGCCAAAGCCACUCUUGGGUGACAGACCUGUAGAAGAAUCUUGCACCAUGGUUAUCAGAAGGAGCCCUCUACAUUUCUAACCCACAUAAUGUUUAUUUUCUUCAUCAUACCAAAGUAAGUGAUACACGUACAUCAACACGAAAAGUUCAGUUUCCUCUUUCUAUCUCUAACUGGAACAGAAAUUAUAGAUAAAAGCCUCAUGAAUCAUUUUCAAGGAGACGUUACAUAUAUCCUAAUUUUACCGUUUCUCUGCUGCACCUUAUUGGUUUACAUUCUAUCACUUCACAGUAUUCUAGACAUCGACAUUUCUUUUUCUUUUCUUUAGUUUCAACUCCAGAUUACUAGAUGCACAUUUUCCAGUGACAUUCACAGCAUUAAUAUUAUCGUGCAUACCAAGGGGUGGAAAACAUCAUUAUAUCAGGCUAACACUACCAACAUGACUGUCAAUAAUGAAAUUUACAAACUUGGGCCUUAAAAUCUUCUUUCAAAUCAGGUAAAUGUACGCCUUUUUUAAAUCUUAAUGAUCACCACACCUGAGAUUGUCAUGUGUAAGGAUGUCAGACAGAACCAUGCGAGAGGUGUGUUAGCAUACUAUUUCUUAAGUAGACAUAUGUUCAGUUUUACUACUAAAUGUCUCGUGCUGCUUUCUUAAAGCUAUCGACUGUGUUUGAUAAAAACCUGGUAGGAUGAAUUACGGAAUAAAAUAGUUAAUUGGCCAGGAGACCACUAACGUG
Molecule: messenger RNA, 3798 nt
Organism: Acanthaster planci (crown-of-thorns starfish)
Lineage: Eukaryota; Metazoa; Echinodermata; Asteroidea; Valvatida; Acanthasteridae
Source: RefSeq, a predicted model, not a curated record